AUGAACACCAUCGUGCCGGACGUGCUGAAGCAGGGGGCGCAGGAGGACAAGGGGGAAAUCGCGCGGCUGCAGUACUUCGUGGGGGCCAUCGCCGUGGGCGACUUGGUGAAGAGCACGCUGGGGCCCAGGGGGCUGGACAAAAUACUGACCCCCUUGAAUAUCGAGGGCGCGAGGAGCCACCAACAUACGGUGACCAACGACGGAGCAACCAUCCUCAAGUCAGUAUGGCUAGAUAACCCAGUGUCAAAAAUAUUGGUAGAUGUGAGCAUGCAGCAAGAUAACAAAUGUGGGGAUGGAACCACCGGCGUUGUAGUUCUGGCAGCAGAGAUGCUCAGGAAUGCAGAAAUUCUAAUUGAAAAUAAAAUACACCCACAGAUUAUUUGUGAUGGGUUUAGAAUGGCCCUUAAGGCAGCGAGAGAUGCAUUGGAAAAGUCCUGUUUCAGCCACGACAUCAAUUCGGAUCAAUUUAAAGAAGACAUGCUGAAGAUUGCCAGGACGACCCUCUCCUCCAAACUGCUGACGCAUGAAAAGGAGCACUUCUCCCAGCUAGCCGUAAAUGCAGUUCUACGGAUAAAGGAGAGCCUCAAUUUGGAUCUCAUUCAGACGAUAAAGAAAACGGGAGGGACUAUCAAAGAUUCUUAUUUGGAAGAUGGCUUCAUUUUGGAGAAACGAAUUGGCAUAAACCAACCGAAGAGUCUCACCAAUUGCAACGUUAUGGUAGCCAACACCCCCAUGGACACAGAUAAGGUGAAGAUCUACGGCACCAAGGUAAAUGUAAGCAGCUUCGAAGACAUACAGGACUUAGAAAAUGAGGAGAAGCUCAAAAUGAAAAGGAAAGUAGAAGACAUAAUUGCUCAUGGGUGUAACGUUUUUAUUAACAGGCAAUUGAUAUAUAAUUACCCGGAGCAGAUUUUUCGGGAGAACAACGUGAUGACCAUUGAGCACAGCGAUUUUGAUGGCAUGGAAAGAUUGGCUAGCUGCUUAGGAGCUGAAAUUGCAUCUACUUUUGAAAAGGAUCUAAACAUUCAAUUGGGUUAUUGCGAAAAAAUUGAAGAAGUCAUCAUCGGGGAGGAUAAACUGAUUCGUUUUUCUGGCUGCAAAAAGAAUGGAGCUUGUACCAUCAUUUUGAGAGGGGCAUCCUCACACAUUUUGGAGGAGAGUGAAAGAUCUCUGCAUGACGCCCUUGCCGUUUUAGCCGAAACGAUGAAAGACAAUCGAGUCGUUUUAGGAGCCGGGUGUACUGAAAUGCUUAUGAGUAAUGCUGUAGACAAUUUAGCGAGGACUGUAGAGGGAAAGCGCAGCUUGGCCAUUGAGGCUUUUGCAAAAGCGCUCAGACAGAUCCCCACCUAUAUACUUGAUAAUGGAGGGUUUGACAGCUCAGAAAUAGUUAGCAAGAUAAGAGCACAACACACCAAGGGGAACGUCUACGCUGGGAUAGACAUCAACACGGGGGACGUGGGCAACGUGAUGGAGCUGGGCAUUUACGAGUCGUACAAUUCGAAGCUGUCCCAGCUGACCUCCGCCACGGAGGCCGUCGAGAUGAUUCUGCGCGUGGACGACAUCAUCAAGUGCGCCCCCCGCAAGCGCGCCGGCGUCUAG
This is a messenger RNA of Plasmodium vivax (malaria parasite P. vivax), 1599 nucleotides long. Its product is annotated as T-complex protein 1, beta subunit, putative. Lineage: Eukaryota; Apicomplexa; Aconoidasida; Haemosporida; Plasmodiidae. The transcript has a single exon. The record is from RefSeq and is a predicted model, not a curated record. Gene Ontology annotation, biological process: protein folding. The coding region runs from base 1 to 1599 and encodes 532 amino acids. Gene Ontology annotation, cellular component: chaperonin-containing T-complex; cytosol. Gene Ontology annotation, molecular function: ATP-dependent protein folding chaperone; ATP binding; ATP hydrolysis activity.